Molecule: messenger RNA, 1576 nt
Organism: Arachis stenosperma
Lineage: Eukaryota; Viridiplantae; Streptophyta; Magnoliopsida; Fabales; Fabaceae
Product: mogroside IE synthase-like
Exons: 2
Coding region: 64-1446 (460 amino acids)
Molecular function (GO): UDP-glycosyltransferase activity
Source: RefSeq, a predicted model, not a curated record
CACCCCUAAACCGAUAUUGCAAGAGAAAAGGUUUGAUUUCAAAUACACAUUACUGAAAAAAGCAUGGGUAUCAAACCGCAUUGUUUGGUGUUAUCAUUCCCAGGUCAAGGCCACAUAAACCCCAUGAUUCAGUUCUCAAAGCUCUUGGUACAUGAAGGGGUGAAAGUAACACUAGCCACCACAUGUUUUUACUCCAAAACCUUACAAAAUGUGCCACCUUACAUAUCACUUGAAUCAAUCUCUGAUGGGUUUUACAAUGGUGGGUUGGGUGAAGCUGGAACCUUUAAGGCCUAUUUGGCCCGGUUUUGGCAAGUGGGCCCACCCUCCCUUGUUGAUCUUAUAGAAAAGCUUGCUAAAUUAGGAAACCCAAUAGAUUGCAUUAUCUAUGAUUCAGCGUUGCCGUGGGCAUUAGAUGUUGCCAAAAGAUUUGGCAUAGUAGGUGCUUCUUACUUCACUCAAAAUACGGCUGUGAAUAGCAUAUAUUAUCAUGUUCAAUUGGGAAUGAUUAAGGUUCCUCUCAUUGAGAGUGAAAUUUCACUUCCGUCUAUGCCUAAACUUCAACUUUGUGACAUGCCUUCUUUCUUCAACAAUUGUCAUGAUGAUGAAGAUUUGGCUGUGCUUGGCUUGGCAACGAGUCAAUUCUCCAACGUUGACAAAGCUGAUUGGGUCCUAUGCAAUUCAUUUUAUGAGCUGGACAAGGAGGUGGCUGAUUGGACAAUGAAAAUCUGGCCAAAAUUUAGAACCAUUGGACCAAAUAUUCCCUCUGUAUUUUUGGACAAACGAAUUAAAGAUGAUGAAGAAUAUGGAGCUGCAGCAUUCAAGAGUGAAGAAGAAUGCAUGGAAUGGCUACACAAUAAACCAAAUGGAUCAGUCAUUUAUGUAUCAUUUGGGAGCUUGGUUCCUCUUGAUGAAGAACAAAUGAGAGAAAUAGCAUAUGGUCUAAGAAAUAGUAAUAAUUAUUUUUUGUGGGUGGUUAGAACCUCUGAAGAGAUUAAACUUCCAAAAGAUUUUGCAAAGAAAUCAGAGAAGGGUUUGGUAGUAACAUGGUGCUCCCAAUUGAAAGUACUAGCUCAUCAAUCUGUGGCAUGUUUUGUAACACAUUGUGGUUGGAAUUCUACAUUGGAAACUUUGAGUUUAGGAGUUCCAACAAUUGUAGUGCCACAAUGGUCUGAUCAAAUCACAAAUGCAAAGUAUAUGGUUGAUGUUUGGAAAGUGGGAAUUAGAGUUCCAAUUGAUGAGAAAAAGAUUGUGAAGAGUGAAGCAUUGAGGGAUUGCAUAAAAGAAAUGAUGGAGUGUGAGAAAGGAAAAGAGAUGAAGAAUAAUGCCAUGGAAUGGAAAUCUUUGGCUCUGAAAGCAGUCAGUGAUGAAGGUGGAAGUUCUUACAAAAACAUGAUAGAAUUUGUGAAUAGCUUGUUUACAUGCUCUCAAUUACAAGUUAUUACUUAGUCAUAUCAACAAUAAUUUGUUCCUAACGUUCAGAUUAUUUGUGUGUUAAUCUACUUUAUCUAUUGUAAUAAUACUACUACAUAUAGUUUAUGUUGGGACCUCAUUUUUGUUGAUGCUUAAUGAUAUUAUU